Messenger RNA from Cheilinus undulatus (humphead wrasse), 3353 nucleotides. RefSeq names its product IQ motif containing E (gene iqce). Gene Ontology annotation, molecular function: protein binding. Lineage: Eukaryota; Metazoa; Chordata; Actinopteri; Labriformes; Labridae. The coding region runs from base 316 to 2520 and encodes 734 amino acids. The transcript is spliced from 21 exons. The record is from RefSeq and is a predicted model, not a curated record.
CUCUAUCUGCAACAGUGAUGUGAAAACAGUGACCUCUGCUUCGAAACACAAAAACAUUUUCACGGACACCUGUAAGCUACAGCCUGCUGUGCGUUUUAACGCAUUAACGGCUCGUUGGUUGGAAAAUCCGCAGUGUCGGGGACGAAAACGCGAGUUGUUGCAAGGCUAACGUCUCUUUUGUUGUCCCACGUUUUACUUCUAGGCUACAAUCGAGAGGGUGUACCUGUAGUGUACUUUUUGUCAGGGAGAAAAUGUUAAGAUUACUCACGGUAAAAGUCAAGUUUGGUGUUUUAACGUAACGUCAGCUAACGAGCUAUGUUCGGUGCAAACGCGAAGAUGUCUCAAGGGGGGAGUGAUGUUGAAACGGAUGAAGACUGUGAGGAGCUGGUUGAUGAAAGCUUCUCUUUCUCUGCUGAUAUUUCUGAAAAGAAAACAAAGAUGAAGAGAUCAGCUGGCAAGCCUCCUCCUUCUCCAAGGUCUCCAUACCUCUCCAGUCUGAAUUUGAACACCAGGAGAGCAGCCGUGGCAGCCUGGAGGCUGCCAAGGGCCUCCCUGGGAGACACCAGGGGUGACACACCUGGGGAGAGCGUUUCAGCCCACCUCGCAUCCCUCAGCAACGGCCACGAUGUAUCCCAGACUCUGAGGUCAGAGUUUGAAGUUACACCAGAGCUUCUCAAACAGACCAUCAGCACGAGAAAACACAAACAUCUAAACUCUGGGUCCAAUGGCUUCUCUAACCAUACAGGUGACUACAGAGAGAAGGAGGACAUGUAUGAUGAGAUUAUUCGACUUAAGAAGAGUCUCCAUGCACAGAAGUCAGACAACCAGCAAAUGAAAGCCAAACUACGCCGCUUGGAAGAGGAUAACGCUAAAAGAGAGAAACAGAUAGAAGAACUGUUGGAUCCCACUAAAGGGCCUGACUAUACUCGCAGUUUUGUGGAUAAGAAAAAAGAGGGGAGUGUGGUUGUCAACGGUCUCAAACAGAGAAUCCUGAAGCUGGAGCAGCAGUGUCGAGAGAAAGAAAAUGCCCUGAGUAAACUGCAGAGUGAUCUGAGGACCACCAACCUGGAGGAGCUGAAGAUCACAGUAGAAACUUACUUUGAAGAGAUCAAAAGGCUGAGGAUUCUUCUCGAAGCUGCAGAGAAAAGUAACCGAGCAGAGAGUAAAUGUUCUCAGAGGCAGCAGAGAGCUUUGAGCUCCACGGUUCACCGUCUGUCCGAGGACCUGAAGCAGCUGCAGCAGGAGAACUCAGCACUCCGAGAGGAGCUCAACACUGACAGUCCUGCAGGAGGAGUCAAAGGUUACAGAGAGUGGAGUAAACAGAGACUGCUGAGGCGUCUGUUGGAAGUCGAGAAGAGGCUGGAGGACAGCAAAAGACACCCCCAGUCUCCCAAGAGCCACAGCCGAUUGGAUCAGGAGGUGCAGGCCACGCCGGAGGAGAUUCUGGGGUUUACCAUAGCAACAGAGGCAGUGGUUUCCGUGGGAAUAAUGACUGAGGAAUGGGAGGAGGUUUCUUAUCUGAGAGAACGCCUCAGCCAAUUGGAGAAGGAGAGGGCGGAUCUUGAAGAGAAACUGUCAAAUAAAGACGUUUUUGUUUUCAGUGAUGAGUUAAAAGGGCUGAGGACAGAAAGAGAAGAACUGGAGAAAGAAACUGAUCGAUGGAAAGAUGAAGAGACCAAGGAACGGGACAAAGAAAGACAGCAGCAAAAAGAAGAGCUGAAACAGUUGUGGGAGAGGAUCCAAACCCUUGAGGAAAGAAAUAAAGCUGCAGAAGCUGAGCUCUUGUCUCUCUCUGCCACAUCACCAGAAAACAAUAAAGAUAAAGAUGGCAGUCAGGCUGAUUCAGGUCUGGUGGCUGAAGAGGAUAGGAACACCAGAGGUAAAGAAGAGACAGAGGGUCAAGAAGAAGAAGAAUCGGCUGUAGAGGAAGAGAAGAGACAGAAAGCAGCGCUGGUCAUCCAGGCGAACUGGAAGGAGCACAGGAGAAGGGACAUUGUGAUGUUGCAAUCAGCGAUAAGAAGCCACCUCUUCAGAGAGGCACAGCUCAAGAACCUGCUGAAAGAUGCCCAGAAAAAGGCUGAAGAAGCACUAAGCUGCGGUGAUGUUAAAUCCUACACAGAAGGAGAGCCUGAUGCAGUUGCCUUAACAUUAAUACAGUCAGCAUUCAGGGGACACCUGGUGCGCCACAAGUUUGCAACAGAAAGCUCUGGAUUCUCUGUGCCUCCCCUGAUGGGUAAUGAUCUACCACGGCUGGUACCGAGAAGAGCUCGGUCAGCACAUAAACCAAGCAGAGCAGGUGAUGCAUCGCUCUCUAAAGGUGAUGAGAAGCAGGGUGACACAGAGGACCCUUUGCUUGUCUUCAGCACUGACUCCUCCAGGAAGACACCCAUAACAGAUCAAACCGAACUUCAUUGCACCACUGAGUCUGGUGGAGCCACUGCAGGUGAUUCUGAUGACUCAGAUGACAUCAUCGUGUCUCCGUCUCGGCCUAUGAGGAGAAGAGAAGUCCUGCUCUCGUAGACCCUCUAGGUUAUGAGUUAAGGAGUGGGUUUGUACUGGAUCAUAAUAAAUUGGGUUCUUAUUGAACCUGCAUAUGACAGCUAGGAUGUUUCCAUGUUAGUCAGGAUAAACAUUUAACACACAACAUUUCUUGGUAGCUUUUAACAGGAUUUAAUUCACAUUUCAGACAUGAAGAGUGGAAGUUAAGCGGGAUAGAAACACCUCACUUUGAUUACACUAAAGCAGUUUCAUCACAUGCAAAUAACACUGGGGAGAGCCCAUCUUAAAAAUCUGAUUCAAGACCGCUUGGCAUUCCUUCAGUUAUCUCUCAUCCAUAAUUUGGGAAUAACUUUAUUCAAAGCUGUUAUUUUCAUGAAUUAUAAUUUAAACCAAGUAGCCCUUUUCCAUAAAUUAUGUGCGUUCUUAAAAUAUGUUUUACUUUGCCAAAGUGCCUUUUGCACAGAUAUUCAGAUAACCGCAAUGCAUAUACUUCUCCUAAAGAGCAAACUCACCGCAAACUGCUCUGAAUUUUACAGCCUUGAGAUGACUAUGAGUGAGAUUUUGACACGCCUGGUUUGAAAUACGUAGCAGUCAUAUCACUAAUCCAUCAUGUUUGCUUAAUAAAUUAUGGCUGAUUCUGAGCUAUGAUCGAGGGCUGAUUCUCUACUGAUGCACUAUUGAGUCAAACUGUGAAUAAAUUAUAGAUCAGUCUGCUGCAAUACAGAACACACAGUCAGUAUGGUGGAGGAUACGUGGGGGGUAUGUCUAAUGCAAAUAAACAGACAUGAUAAUGGAAGGGCAAGAAAGGAAAGGGACGAGUGAAGGUUUCCCCACAUGAUGUGUGUGACUUUGAU